AUGGCCGUAUGCAGUAGAGGUUUCCACAACCUCGGUGCCGUCAACACAAUCCGUCAUCCCGCCAUGAAAGCCACCGAAGAGGCAUUCGACGGGCCCCUCCGCUUCACACCAUCACAAGAGCGACCGGAUCCCAGAGCAUUGGAUCUCGACAUUAGGAUCUCCCCAGACCCGGCCCCGAUAUGA
Colletotrichum spaethianum is the source of this 183-nucleotide messenger RNA. RefSeq lists its product as uncharacterized. NCBI's taxonomy places the organism in Eukaryota, Fungi, Ascomycota, Sordariomycetes, Glomerellales, Glomerellaceae. Bases 1 to 183 code for a protein of 60 amino acids. The transcript has a single exon. The record is from RefSeq and is a predicted model, not a curated record.